Penicillium salamii is the source of this 1713-nucleotide messenger RNA. Lineage: Eukaryota; Fungi; Ascomycota; Eurotiomycetes; Eurotiales; Aspergillaceae. The record is from the annotation of a GenBank genome assembly.
AUGUUUCUCAAGUCGUUUGUGGUAGCCUCGCUGGCGCUCUUUGCUGAACGGGCAUCUGCAGCCUUUGGUAUCACUACCAGCUCUUCGGCUUAUGUGAUUGAUGCUGGAUCCUCCAACCCUCUCAAGUUUACUGUCAGCCGGACCAACUGUGAUAUCACGUCGAUCAACUUCUAUGGAUCUGAGCUGCAAUACCAGUCAACCGGCUCUCACAUCGGCUCAGGUCUGGGAAGCAGUGCCACUGUCACUGCUACUGAGAGUGGCGACUACAUCAAGGUGACAUGUGCUACGUCCACCUUGACACACUACUAUGUUGUCCACAAGGGAGACCCGAUCAUUCACAUGGCCACUCAUACUACUGCGGAACCCUCCGUUGGAGAGCUCCGAUACAUUGCCCGUUUGAAUGCAGACCUCCUCCCGAACGAAGAACCAUUCGGUACCGUAUCUAACAUUGGUGGCGGAUCCGUUGUUGAAGGCGAGGAUGUGUUCCUCGUUGAUGGACAGACUCGCAGCAAGUUUUACUCCAGCGAGCGCUUCAUCGAUGACCAAAUUCACUGUGUUUCUGGAAGUGCUCACAGGGUUUGUAUGAUCUUGAACCAAUACGAAACCUCAGCCGGAGGCCCCUUCCAUCGUGACAUCAACACGAACAACGUUGGAUCUUACACCGGUCUAUACUGGUACAUGAACUCCGGACAUGUCCAGACAGAGGAUUAUCGCCAGGGAUUGCAUGGCCCAUAUUCUAUGUACUUCAGCCGAAGCGGAACUCCAAGCACCAACAUCGAUACGUCCUUCUUCGCCGACCUUGAUAUUACGGGAUACGUCGCCACGUCUGGUAGGGGUUAUGUAAAGGGUACUGCCUCUGGCGCCGAUUCAUCCUUCAAAUGGGUCAUUCACUGGUACAACUCUGCGGCUCAGUACUGGACCUAUGCUUCCUCCGGAUCAUUCACUUCCCCUGCCAUGAAGCCCGGUACCUACACCAUGGUCUAUUACCAGGGUGAAUACCCUGUUGCCACAUCCUCAGUCACCGUGACUGCCGGAUCCACCACUUCCAAGAGCAUCUCUGGCUCCGUGAAGACAGGAACUACCAUCUUCAGAAUUGGCGACUGGGACAAGACACCCACCGGAUUCCGCAAUGCUGCCAACCAGCUCCGCAUGCACCCAUCCGACAGCCGCAUGUCCUCGUGGAGCCCAGGCACUUACACAGUCGGCAGCUCGUCGCUCGCUGACUUCCCCAUGGCAUUGUUCAAAUCGGUUAACUCGCCGUUGACUAUCAAGUUCACUGCCACUUCUUCCCAAACUGGUGCUGCCACUCUCAGAAUUGGAACUACCCUCUCCUUCGCCGGUGGUCGGCCCCAAGCUACGAUCAACAGCUACACCGGCUCUACCCCGUCCGCCCCUACUAACCUCAACUCCCGUGGUGUCACUCGAGGUGCGUACAGAGGAUUUGGUGAAGUUUAUGACGUCUCGAUCCCGGCUGGAACCAUCGUUGCUGGAACAAACACUAUUACAAUCAGUGUUGUCUCCGGUAGCUCUGGAACCACUUACCUCAGCCCCAACUUCUUUUUACAAGAUCUUCGAUGCGGUGGAACUUUUCCAGUAAGGCUGAGCCGCCCUCGCGACACCCUCGUAAAUGGAAGCACGAGGAAAACAGAAUACAUUCUGAGAAGGCGAUGGUGGACGGUGGACAUACCGGUGGAGAGAAGCGCAAGUCUAUAA